CAUCGAGGUUGACACGCACAGCUCGAUUCGUGUUUAUGAGUUGCACAGUUGUAGGGGAUAUUAGUGGGGUAUUGGAGUUGCACCGUUGGGGGAUAAGCACACAGCGUUUAGUGGUACAGCUAUUUUGUGUUGUUAGUGCUGUACACAAGGUACAUUAUAGUUAUAGGGCGGGCAGAUAUAGGGGGUACAGCUGCAGUGUAGUCAACGAAUUGCACUGUUUUAUGGUAAAUAACACGACAGAGCAUAUGAUUAAGAGCGGUUACAGUUACACCAAUACAUUGUGAAUUAAAAAAUAUAGUUUUUAACUUUUUGUUUGUAAAGGAGCAAGAUGUUUGUAAACGAGUAAGAUUUAAGCACACUUUGGAGGAGUUGUGAGCGAAGCUUUGCUUCUCGUUGAUAUUCAUUUAAUGACGGAUUCUGCAAGGCGUGUUUGAGAAACAAGGCGACCACAAUCCUCAUUUGGACAUGCGAGUGAUUUGACAGAGCUUCUGUGUGGGACCCGAGCAAGGACUGGGCCCAGUACAAAGGGCGCGAGCCGCGAUGCUCGUGAAGGAAUACCGCAUCUGCAUGCCUCUCACGGUCGAGGAGUACCGUGUCGGACAGCUGUACAUGAUCAGCAAGCACAGCCACGAGCAGAGCGACCGCGGGGAGGGCGUGGAGGUGGUGUCCAACCAGCCACACCUGGACCCCACGCAUGGCACGGGCCAGUACACUGAGAAGAGGCUGCACCUGUCCAGGUGCUACGAGCACUUUGUCAGCCAGGCUCCGUAAGGGGGAAUUUGUGGUCCUUAUUUAGUCCCACAAAACUGAGAGCAGCACACGUGUUAGUUAGAAAGAGGGCUUUCACCCAUAUGGCCAAUGAAUUUGUACAUUUAAAUCAGGCUCUGGCUCUCGCCCGCUCACCAAGUGCUCUCUCAUUCCCAGGAGUAUGGCAGGAAAAGUGGAAGAUAAUAAAAGUGAUGAUGGGAAAUGAAAAUGCAAAUGUCAUCACUACAACCAGGAACAGUACUGGUGGUGGAAUGUGCGAUGUGCAUACUUUUGCAUCAUGCAGUAUAAACCCCACCAUUCCCAAAGCCAACUGCAUCAGCCUCAAAACUAUAGCUUUUACGCUCACCUAUUUCCCGUUUAAUUUGUUUCAUAUUCCUUUUAAGCUCUAGGCUCGCAGUGCAGCUCGUGCUGUCUGACAGUAUUUUCACGAUCAACGCACCCCAGCGCACGUUGCACCUGUUUACUGCACUCUCUCAGCCCAAGGAUGGACGGACGCGUCUUGCCUCGAUAUGCAGGGUGUUCUGCAGCGUAAACGUUAAUUUGACCCGUCCUGGAUUUACCUCGAAAAUCAGAGGCUAGCGACGACUGUGCACGACAUCCACGCUUGGUUGCCGAACCACCCACCCAACCCUGCAUCUGCCUUCUCUUCAGACACCGAAUCCAUUACUGCCACAGUGCUAAAAAUAAACGUUUGCUGUUGCCACCGAUAGUGGAUUCAGCUGCAUGUAGCUGUCGAGUGUCCCUUGUACACUGCUAGAGAUCGUUAGUGUUGUAUUCUUUUUGCUCUAAACUCUGCACUUGUUCAUCAGUUUUUAUUUUAGAAACUUGUUUUCUAAGGCAAUAAGGUUUGCACUCAUGAGCAACUGCAGAUUUCUAAUAAAAGUAAAAUUUGAUUAAUUUUGAUAAGUCCUACCAUGUAAUAAACUGCGUUAUCGUCCGAGAUAUACGUACAUUUAUAUAGUUUUAUUUAGUGCGUAUUGGGUAAAGGUAUGUGUGAACAUUUAAUAAAAAGCUAAAUAUUUGAUCUCUUCCUCUUACAGUAUCCUGAGAUGUGGUCUCAUUGUGAUGCUCUCAAAAUUCUAUUUGUUUAGGAUUUGUGAAUAUUUCGAAAUAAAUUUGUAAUGACGACUUGA
Molecule: messenger RNA, 1901 nt
Organism: Lethenteron reissneri (Far Eastern brook lamprey)
Lineage: Eukaryota; Metazoa; Chordata; Hyperoartia; Petromyzontiformes; Petromyzontidae
Product: cytoplasmic phosphatidylinositol transfer protein 1-like
Biological process (GO): phospholipid transport
Cellular component (GO): cytoplasm
Molecular function (GO): phosphatidylinositol transfer activity; phosphatidylinositol binding
Source: RefSeq, a predicted model, not a curated record